GCGCACUGGGUGGAGUUGGCCUCCUGGUGGAGUUUGGAGUUCUCGUGGAGGCGGACUCACAAAGACUCUCUCUCUCUCUCUCUCUCUCACACACACACGGACACACACGGACACACACACACACACACUUCCUCCAGCAGCAGUCGGGACAGAAACGCCACCCGUCGCUGCGUGUUCUUCAGCGCUUCUGCUCGGGCUCCGUCGGUGACCGGAUACUUACCGGAGACUUCGUUCUUCGGGACAGAAGUUGGGGAGAAGCUCUCUUCUUUCUCCUCCCGGUUCCCCUCCCGGCUCUCCUCCCGGCUCUCCUCCCGGCCCUCCUCCCGGUUCCUCAAGGAGCCGCCUGCCCCCAACAUGCGCAGCUUGGCCCGGGCCCUGGUGGCCUGCUGCUGGCUGGCCGGGCUCGUCCGCGCCGCCAUGGACGAGUGCGCGGACGAGCAGCGGCGCGCACAGCGCUGCAUGCCCGAGUUCGUGAACGCCGCCUUCAACGUCACGGUGGUGGCGACCAACACCUGCGGCGCCCCCCCGGAGGAGUACUGCGUGCAGACCGGCGCCACCGGGGUCACCAAGUCGUGCCACAUCUGCAACGCGCGGGACCCCCGGUUCCACCACAGCGCCGCGUACCUGACGGACUACAACAACCAGCAGGACACCACCUGGUGGCAGAGCCAGACCAUGCUGGCGGGGAUCCAGUACCCCAACUCCAUCAACCUGACGCUGCACCUCGGUAAAUCCUUCGACAUCACCUACGUGCGGCUCAAGUUCCACACCAGCCGCCCGGAGAGCUUCGCCAUCUACAAGCGGACCAGCGAGUCGGGCCCCUGGGUGCCCUACCAGUACUACAGCGGCUCCUGUGUGAAGACCUACCAGAAGGCCGGCCGCGGCUUCAUCCGCACCGGAGAGGACGAGCAGCAGGCGCUCUGCACCGACGAGUUCAGCGACAUCUCGCCGCUCACCGGGGGCAACGUGGCCUUCUCCACGCUGGAGGGACGGCCCAGCGCCUACAACUUCGACAACAGCCCCGUCCUCCAGGACUGGGUGACAGCCACCGACAUCCGGGUGACCCUCAACCGACUCAACACGUUCGGAGACGAGGUUUUCAACGACCCCAAGGUCCUCAAGUCCUACUACUACGCCAUCUCCGACUUCGCCGUGGGGGGGAGGUGUAAGUGUAACGGCCACGCCAGCGAGUGCUUAAAGAACAGCGGAGGACGGCUGGUGUGUAACUGCAAACACAACACGGACGGAGACGACUGCAACGUCUGCAAAGCUUUCUACAACGACCGGCCCUGGAGGAGAGCCACCGCCGACAACCCCAACGACUGUCUGCCCUGCGACUGUAACGGGAAGAGCUCCGAGUGCUACUUUGACGGCGAGCUGUACCGGGCCACGGGUCACGGAGGUCACUGCAUCAACUGCGCCGACAACACGGACGGGCCCAACUGCGAGCGCUGCCUGGACCACUACCACCGGGAGGCCGGGGGGAGCCGCUGCCGGCCCUGCGGCUGCAACUCCGUCGGCUCGGAGUCUCCUCAGUGUGACGACAGAGGAGUGUGUGCGUGUAAACCCGGAGUCACCGGAGAGAAGUGUGACCGCUGCCAGCCGGGGUUCCACAGCCUGACCGAGGCCGGCUGCAGGCCUUGCUCCUGUUCCCCCUCUGGCAGCACUCAGGAGUGUGAUGUGAACACAGGACAGUGUCGCUGCAAAGAGCACGUGGAGGGCUUCACCUGCGACAGGUGUAAACUGGGUUUCUUCAACCUGGAUCCCACCAACCCUCAGGGCUGCACCCCCUGCUUCUGCUUCCAGCACUCGUCUGUGUGUGACAGCGCCGAGGGCUUCAGCGUGCACGCCGUCAGCUCCUCCUUCCCCAGGGAUGAUGAGCAGUGGACCGGACAGCAGCGCGAUGGUUCCAGUGUCUCCGUCCAGUGGUCUCCUAGUGGACAGGAAGUGUCCCUCAUCUCAGAGGACUACUUUCCCAUGUACUUUGUUGCCCCAGAGAAGUUUCUGGGGAACCAGAUGCUCAGUUACGGACAGAACCUGAGUCUGAGCUUCCGGGUGGACCGGCGGGACACCCGCCUGUCGGCGGAGGACCUGGUGCUGGAGGGGGCCGGCCUCCGGGUGGCGGUGCCCCUCAUCGCCCAGGGCAACGCCUACCCCAACGAGAACAUGCAGACAUACGUCUUCAGGCUUCACGACACCACAGACUAUCCCUGGAGGCCGACCAUCAGCUCCCCCGACUUCCAGAAGCUCCUCCACAACCUGACCGCCAUCAAGAUCCGUGGGACCUACAGCGAGAGGAGUGCCGGUUACCUUGACGACGUCUCCUUGGUAACGGCCAGGCGGGCCCCAGGUGUACCGGCCCGCUGGGUUGAGCGCUGCACCUGUCCUCAGGGUUACCAGGGGCAACACUGUGAGCAGUGCACCCUGGGAUACCGACGCGCUCGACAGGAGCUGGGAGCUUUCAGCCCGUGUGAGCCGUGCAACUGUAACGGACACAGCGAGGCCUGCGACCCCGACACGGGGGCGUGCGACUGUCGUGACAACACAGCCGGCCUCAGCUGUGAGCGCUGCAAAGACGGUUUCUAUGGCGACGCCACCGGCGGGUCGUCUGGAGACUGUGAGCCGUGUCCCUGUCCCGCCGGGGCCACCUGCGCUGUGGUCCCCAAGACCCGGGAGGUGGUCUGCACCAAUUGCCCCGCAGGAACCACAGGGAAGCGCUGCGAGCUCUGCGACGACGGGUUCUUCGGAGACCCCCUGGGGGGCGGCGGGCCGGUCCGAGCCUGCCGCGCCUGCAAGUGCAGCGACAACAUCGACCCCAACGCCGUCGGCAACUGCGACCGCGAGACCGGCGAGUGCCUGAAGUGCAUCCACAGCACCGCCGGCUUCUUCUGCGACCGCUGCAAGGAGGGUUACUACGGCAACGCCCUGGCCGCUAACGCCGCAGACAAGUGCAAACCCUGCUCCUGCUCUCCGUCCGGUACCGUUGGGGGACAGACGAACUGCUCUCAGGUCACCGGUCAGUGUGAGUGUCUCCCCAACGUGGCGCAGAGGGACUGCGGCGUCUGUCAGCCCGGCUUCUUCAACCUGCAGAGCGCCGCCGGCUGUGAACGGUGCAACUGCGACCCUAUUGGCUCCACCAGCGGGCAGUGUGACAUCACCUCGGGGCAGUGCGAGUGCCAGCCCGGCGUCUCGGGUCGGCUCUGCCAGCGCUGCGAGGUCAACUUCUUCGGCUUCAGCUCGUCGGGAUGCAAACCCUGCGACUGCGACCCCGAGGGCUCCCGGUCCGGUCAGUGCGAGGAGGACGGGCGCUGUGGGUGCCGGCCCGGCUUCGUGGGCGCUCGCUGCGACAUGUGUGAGGAGAACUACUUCUACAACCGCUCGGCGCCGGGCUGCCAGCAGUGUCCCUCCUGCUACGGCCUGGUCAGGGACAAGGUGAACCAGCAGAGGCAGAAGCUCCAGGACCUGCAGACCCUCAUCGACAACCUGGGCUCAGGGGACGGCUCGGUCAGCGACGAGGCCUUCGAGGACCGGCUGAAGGAGGCAGAGAGGUCCAUCAUGGAGCUUCUGAAGGAGGCUGAGGCCAGCAAAGACGUGGACCGCGGCCUGCUGGACCGCCUGAGCGGCAUCAACAACACGCUGACGACGCAGUGGAACCGGCUGCAGAACAUCCGCGGCACGGUGGACGACACGGGGACGCAGGCGGACCGCGCACGCCACCGCGUCCGGGAGGCCGAGGGCCUGAUCGAGCGAGCCCGCCAGGAGCUGGACAAGGCCCGGGACGCGCUCGGCAAAGUGGACAUCAAACCGCCGAGCGGCACGGGGGACCCGAACAACAUGACGCUGCUGGCCGAGGAGGCCAGGACGCUGGCCGACAAGCACAAGAUGGACGCCGACCAGAUCGAGAAGAUCGCCAGAGACGCCAACGACACGUCGACCAAAGCGCACAACCUGCUGCUGAGGACUCUGGAAGGAGAGAGCAGGACGAGUCAGGAGGUGGACGAGCUCAACAAGAAGUACAACGAGGCCAAGGAGCUGGCCAAGAACCUGGAGAAGCAGGCCAACAAGGUCCAGGCCGAGGCCCAGGACGCCGGGGACAAAGCCCUGAAGAUCUUUGCCAACCUGACCAGCGUCCCCUCGUUUGACACCAAAGCUCUAGAGGAUGAAGCGGGUAAGAUCAAGAAGGAGGCGUCGGACCUGGACAAGCUCAUCGACAAGACGGAGAAGGAGUACAACGACCUGAGAGACGACCUGAGGGGGAAGGAGCAGGAAGUGCGCAAGCUGCUGGAAAAAGGGAGGAGCGAGCAGCAGACUGCAGACCAGCUUCUGGCCCGAGCCGACGCCGCCAAAGCUCUGGCUGAGGAAGCGGCGAAGAAAGGACAGUCCACCUUCAGAGAGGCCGAGAAUAUCCUGGAGGACCUCAGAGACUUCGACAAGCGGGUCAACGACAACAAGACGGCGGCCGAGGAGGCCCUGAAGAAGAUCCCCGCCAUCAACGCCACCAUCGCGGCAGCCAAUGAGAAGACGCGGCAGGCGGAGGCAGCUCUCGGCAACGCGGCCGCCGACGCCCGAGAUGCAAAGAGCAAGGCGGAGGAGGCGGAGAGGAUCGCCGCCACCGUGCAGAAGGGCUCGGCCAAGACCAAGGAGGACGCGGAGAAGGCCUUCCAGGACACCAGCAAGUUGGACGCAGACGUGGGGGACGUGAUGGUCCAGCUGGACGCCGCCGAGCAGGAGCUGGCCAGGAAGAAGGCGGAGGCCGACCAGGACAUGAUGAUGGCGGGAAUGGCGUCCGACAACGCCAAGGAGGCCGAGGACAACGCCCGUAAGGCCAAGAGCGCCGUGAAGACGGUGCUGAGCACCAUCACCGUCCUGCUGGACCAGCUGGGAAACAUCGACAAGGUGGACCUGAGCAAGCUGAACCAGAUCGACGAGUCCCUGAAGCGGGCCAAGGGGAAGAUGGGCGACAGCGAGCUGGACAGGAAGCUGACGGAGCUGAACGAGGUGGCGAGGAGUCAGGAGGUUCUGAUCGACGACUACGACCGGCAGAUCCGAGAGAUCCGCGCCGACAUCCUGAACCUCAACGACAUCAAGAACACGCUGCCCGACGGCUGCUUCAACACGCCCAUCCUGGAGCGGCCUUAGCUCCGCCCCCUCCAUCACUCCCCACGCCCCCCCCACGCCCAACACUCCGGCAAACACGCCGACUUUUACCAAAACGGUUUUUAAACACGCUUUGUUUUGUCCUCAGAUUUCACGUCUUUUUUAUUUUUAUCGGAAGAGAAGCAGCUGUUUUUUUUGUUUUUUUGCUGGUCGCGGAAGCACAAACUAAAGGAGAGCUGGAAGAGAACCAGAACCACAGACCCAACGCGACUGCACCGCCUUGUCUUCACCAACCGGACGUGUCCGCCCCAAUUACCCAUCAUGCCCAGGGACACGCCCGUGCUCCUUCUUUUCUUUUUCGUCUUCUUUUAUGAAAUGUUUAAAUCGAAAUGUUUGAAUCAAGAAACCACACAGUGAAGGAAUCCUCCUCAACAGUAUUCUCUCCUCCAAUGGGAUGUGUCGCUGAGCUAAGCCACGCCCACCUCGGAAGCCUCUGGAGUCCAGGAAAGAUGUGGAAUCUGUAUCUUGUUCCCAAAGGACUUGGAUCUGAAGUUGAAGUUGGAUCUGGUUCCCGAUCCGAGAACCUUGACGUUCGGGUCUCUGUCUCGGGUUUAAAGUCCUUAUCGUCCGGGCUCUUGGUAUUAAGCUGCGUGUGCAGGAUCUGGAUCAUUUGGGGACAAAAUACAAACGCGCAGAGCGGACGAACUGGCGGCGCCGCCUCGAGGCGGCGCUGUUCGUUCCCGCUCUUCAUCCCGGGCUAAAAUCCCACGCUAUGCAACUUUGUACAUUUGCGUAGCGAGAGUUUUGAUCUGAUACACUGGUGCUAAUAAUUAUUUCAAAUGUUAUAUUUUUGUGUGAAUGUUUUUUUUAUCGUGACACAGAGUGAGUUUUUUUUUCUUUUUGUUAUUUGUGUAAAUAUAUGGUUAAAAUAAUUUUUCUUUUAAGAAAUAAAACUCCGACGCGUCAAAAGCUUUGAUCGCGAUCAAUCAACGGAGACCAGGUAAAAUAUAUAUUAACGAGUAUCUACGAUAACGUGUGCUACGUUGUGCUAGCUUGUGCUACGUUGUGCUACAUUGUGCUAGCUUGUGCUACGUUGUGCUAUCUUGUGCUACGUUUUGCUAUCUUGUGCUACGAUGUGCUAUCUUGUGCUACGUUGUGCUAGCUUGUGCUACGUUGUGCUACGCUAGCUUGUGUACGAGGCUCGUGGUGACAGUUGGUCUCUUUUGUGCCUUAACGCGAGUGUCGAGUUAACAUCAGGUGAUCGAUGACAUCAGAGGAGAGGUUACCGGGACGACGGGACUGUUCUUUUCCCUCCAUGACAAUCGCUCUGCAGGACGUUGCACACACACACACACACAGAUGUAUGAACAGUAUUUUAAGUAAUAAUGUAACCGUUGUUUGUAUCCUAACCGUGUUGUCUGAGACGUCUUUGUUCCUGCAGGACGCCGUCUCUGUUGUUUUUAUUCUGUUGUCACGGCAACGCGGCGGCCCUGUGAGGACCCGAGUGUUUGAUCCCUCGUGCCUGUAAACCCAGACCUAACAUUUGAAUAAUAAAAGAUUACUACUGGA
Pungitius pungitius (ninespine stickleback) is the source of this 6666-nucleotide messenger RNA. It is a transcript of the gene lamc1, whose product is annotated as laminin, gamma 1. Bases 355 to 5139 code for a protein of 1594 amino acids. The record is from RefSeq and is a predicted model, not a curated record. Lineage: Eukaryota; Metazoa; Chordata; Actinopteri; Perciformes; Gasterosteidae. The transcript is spliced from 28 exons. Gene Ontology annotation, cellular component: basement membrane. Gene Ontology annotation, biological process: animal organ morphogenesis; tissue development; substrate adhesion-dependent cell spreading.